AUGAUGUUCAAAUUGUUUAUAUUAUCUGCUAUCCUGUUCGUUAUUGUAUAUUGGAUAUUGCCUGCUUUCAUAAGUUGGAUAUUGGUGAAAAAGUUUCGAGUGAAAGUUCGCAUUGGGCGUAUAAAUCUACCCUAUUUGGCAUUGAAAAAUGUUCACGUCAGCAAAAGUGGAUUUUCUGUUCAAAUUGAGGAGAUUUGUUUACGCAGUAGUUUCUUCAGUACUGAAGUAACAAAAUUAGUAUCGAUAUAUAUUCGCGAUAUUCGAAUCAACAAAGAUAUACAAACAACAAAAAAUGAGGGCCUGUCACAGGAAACGUCACGUAAAACUAACUUUCGACGAGACAUUGGAGCGGGAAAGGGAGUACCAGAUUUCAGACAUGCUAAAGUGCCACCAAGUAUUUUGACUUGUGCUCAAUUUAUGGCAGUUCAUAUCAAUAACAUAUCUGUGGUAUUAAUGAAUAAUGAUUUUGAUCCCGGCUGGUUUAUACAUGCCACAGCCAAAGAACUUCAUUUGGAUGGUAGCAUUGUACAAAAUGCUAAAAUACUCUUGAUAAAUGCCGUCCUUACUGAGGCCCAGGCAAAAAUGCUGCGACAUUGUUCAGCACGUAGACAAUCAUUGGAAAAUGUAAAUAAAAUACGACCAUGUUUGGGUGAGCUAAGUUUUGAUAUAUCUUUGGAUGCCACAAUACUAUCACAUGGUCAACUGUCCGUUGAUAAAUUAUCUUUAGCUAUGAAUAAUGCAAAAUCAACUAUUCACGGUGGUCUAUAUGAAUUCUUGAGUGAAGCCAAAAAACGAACAUUACCUUCACACGAUUUUACCAAAGACAGUUCCAGUAGUGGUUAUACUAUGACAACAACAAAACCCGAUCCUAAAACCGAAUCAACCAUUUCUCAACAUUGUCCAAAGGAGUCAAGCUAUAACAACGAAUCCUAUCACAAGAUAGCACCAAUAAUACCAAAGAAUUUUAGUUUCAUCAUAAAAGCUGCAACAUUCUCGGCUGUGAAGGAGAAUUCCCAGAAUGAUUUCAGUGCAAAAAUGCAAUUGUUUAGCAUAACCGGAGAAUUCAAUUCAAAAUCAUUCAAUGAAAACGUUCAUUUACCCACAGUAUUUACCAAAGUAACACUGCAACAUUUAGAUAUCGAUACGAAAUAUGAAAAAUUGCUUUUCAUUGAACAAUUUACUAUAGAUUCCAUGCUAAAAAAUGAUAUACUGAAUUUAUAUGUGAAACUAAAAACUUUUCAAAUAAUAUACAAUCAUAGUGAGAUCUAUGACUGGGUGCAUAAUAAUUUCCUAUCCAGAAAACGUCAACAACAGCAGCAGCAUCUUUCAAUGUUAUUGCAACAGAAAUCUUUGCCCGAUAAUUUGGGUUCCGUACAAAGUACGAUGAAAACUUCGAGUAAACUGUUAGGCGAUAGUGUCCCCAAAAAUGGUUUAGUCGAAUGGAUUAUGAAACAUAUUGUGGUCAAAGGAUGUGCCGAACUGUGGAAUGUUUCAAUGCUAAUGAAACUGGACGAUGACGAACAUGCUGGCAUGAGCGUCAGUCAUACACGUUUGGUGUUGGAACAGACAGAUGAAAAACGAAGUUCCCUCUAUAAAACCAAGAUAUUCAAUAUGUUAUUUAAUCAACGUCACUGGAGUGUAGAACUGAUGAUAGAAUCGUUAUGGUGGUCCUUGGGAAAUUCAAUCAAUGAUACCAAUAAUCUAAAGAAAUCACACUCUCCGGGUUCGCCAUUCUUCAUCGGUGUUAGUUUAGUGAAAUUGAGUUCAUAUUCGAAUGCUACCAAGUUGGAAGUGUCCAUUCACACGCUUAGAACAGAGUACAGUAUGACACUGGCAACGUUUGUAAUAAAAACCGUUUGUUGUAUUAAACAAUAUGGUGGCCUUAAAAACGAAACAGGUGCUAGUACAAAAUCAAAUGUAAUGCCGCCUCCACAAAAGCCAACGGCCAACAAUCUAUUGAUUUCGGCAAAAAUCAAAGAUAUUACUGCAUAUUUUAUAAACCAUCACAAAGCUUGUUUAUUGUUAAGCUUUUCGGAAAUUGCCUUAGCCCGAACACAUCAAAUAACCCACCUAAAACUGGAAGAAUUUCAAAUGGCAAUAAUGCGUUCCAUGACAGCAUCUUCAUUGUGUCUAACAGAUUUUACAGAUAUAUUUGCCAAUUGUAAGUUAAUACGUUUGGAAUACGAGACUCCGGAACUGAAGAGACCCAAGUUGUCGGUAUAUAUACCGGGAAGUACUGAAGCUAUUUGGAAUUCAAAUUUACACAUGCAUAUACUCACCUUGGCUAGAGAUAUGCAGGAUUUAAAAGCUUCGCUAGCCCUACCUUCCAAAGCCAAAUCAACAACAACAACCACACCAUCAUCUGAACCAUCACCAAUGGAAAAUAAUUCAAAGAAAUUAAUAAUUGAAUUAUCAGCAGAGCGAAGUACAAUUUUCGAAAUUAAAUUAUCCGAACGUCAUUCUAUGCAAUGGUUUGUGGAGAACCUCUUCUUUAGUCGCAAAGAAGGCAAUUUUAUAUCAGCCGAAAAUAUCUUUAUAAAAAUUGACGAUGAACACAUAUUCACGUUGAAAGAUGUCGAUAUACAUUCAUUGGCAAAAUUGGAUAUGUUGACACAAGAACGUGUAAACUGUGAAGGUUUUGUUUUGCCAACAAACAAAGUUUGGGUCACAACAAUUGGAAGUUUUAAAGCAAUAUUCCCCUAUGACCAUGACUUUUAUGAUGCCGUAAAUAAUCAAUUCAUUUCCCACUUUAAAUGGUUGAAACUUGUUCAUAAUUAUGUUAAGAAACCAUUUACGGCUAGCUCGCCUCUUCCAAGCGACAUGGUUAUACAGAUUAAAGAAUUCCUUUUGGAAAUUAGUGAUGAUCCAUUUGAAGUUAAACUUCGCGAUAAUUAUGUUCUAUUAGUAGAUGAAUACCUUGAAGGCCUUAAACGUAAAACAUUAUUUGAUAAGAAAAUUGCUGAGAUUUGUUCGAAAACACUUCUAGUGCCGGCUGGAACAAUAGAAAGUCUCCAUGCCACAUUGGUAAAGAAAAAUUCGGAAAUUUAUAUUCAACGUUCGAAGAAAAUACGAGAAAGUGGACCGGUACGAACACGCCUGUUGGCGUGGAUUAUGAACGAUGUCGAGAUUAUGGCAAUGGCCGAUCCAUCAAUACAUGGCACCGACAAUGUAACGCGAAUUAUGCGAGAAAUCGAUUCGGAGAGUCCUUGGCCUGAAGAAGGUCUGGAAUUUACAACACUUUGGUGUCGCAAUGUACAUGUCAGUUGUUCCGAAUGGAAGUUUAUGCUAAGAGAUUUCCCACAGCCUAUGUUUUAUGUGAAAACAAUGAGUCUGUUUGGCACACUGUGUGGCGCCGAACAAGCCGCUUCGAAACGCGCCAAGCGUGAUGUGUAUAUCGACGUUGGUGAACCCUUCGGCACGGAUGUUGUGCAACGUAGCAUGACUGCCUUAAAGUUCUAUCAUGACUUUAAUUGUGAUUUGGAAUUUUGUAGUUAUGCAUUUGGUCCAUGCUGGGAGCCUGUAAUGGCUCAGUGUAACCUUAGCUUUGAAAAAAUAUCUGCACCUUCCAAAGAUCCAAGUCCGCCUUUACCAUUUUGGGAUAAAAUGCGCCUACUCUUCCACGGACGUUUAACAAUGAUUGUUAAACAAUUUACUGUCUUAUUGCAUGCCUCUUUGGAUCCCUACAAUACUACAGAGGAAAUGGAGUUAACAUGGAACAAUGCUGGUAUUUUAUGGACAAAUGCCAAGAUAAUGUUUCGUGGCGAAUUAAAUGUAACUGUGAGAACUGCUUCGCGGUAUGAUGAUUGCCGUCUGUUACAUUUCCCGCACUUAAAGUUGACUUUCAAAUUGAAUUGGAUUUGUUUGGCGAAUCCCAAUGAUCAUCAUGCUGUAAUGCCUUGUGCUCCAGAUAAAUUGCCUGAAUACUCCAGUAAUCAAGUACACGACUCAUUUCGAGCGUUCCGUUCUAUAAGUUUGAAUAUAUGGAUAUCGUUUGAAACGAAAUCAAAACCUGGCGUAGAUGUGAAAUAUGAUAUACCUAGCUUGGUAUUGUAUGGCAGUACACUGAGAUGGUUUGAAAGUUUGAAACUUAUACUUUCGGGUGUAACACGACCCACACGCCGGGGACCGGUCUUUGAUAAUGUAAGGCCACGUAAAAAACAACUUAGUCGCCAUUACAAGAAGGCCAAUUUACAAAUGAGCUUGCAUCGUUUUCAAGUGCUCUAUUGGAUGUCUCAUGCCCGUCAUAAAGGUUUUCAAUUGAAUGGUGGUCGUGUUUCCUUUAGUUCGGAAUAUCUUUUGUCGCUCUCACCCAUCGAUGAUGGUUUGAUACAUCGUCCACGUGCCGAUUGGUCUACCGUUUAUAUGAAUUGCGAAUUGAAUGAUGCCGAGAUAUGGUUGAAGAGUAUUGAGCAAGAGAAAUUCGAUAGCUCCUCCGAGAAUAUAACCAAUGCAGAUAAUUGUAAAAUAGUGCAUUUUUAUUUCCUGAGUGUGGGACGUGUUUCGUAUGGUCGUGAAGCUCUAAUACAAUCGAACAAUGACGAAGAGUCAACAAAAACAAAAUCGACCACACCAACACAUAAACUGGUGGUGUAUGACCUAAAAGGGGCAUGGACAAAAAAUAAUCGUGAUAUUGCCUUUGCAUUAUUUGAUUCAUUUAUGAAAUCACAGAAAUUGAAAAAUAAUCUAUCAACGGAAGCGGUUAAAAGCUAUCGAAAAGAAGGAAAUUCGACACUAAUGCAUAAUAAACGUAGCGAUAGUACAUUGCCCAGUACAACAGCAGAAGUGCUACCAAUUACAACAACAAACACCACCAUUAACAAACCACAACCAGCCAGUCAUGCUACAGCAAUGUUGCAACAACUUAUUGCCGAAGCUGAUCAUAAAUUUAAUGUCUACAGCGACGAUCAGACAACACAAUCUCGUGAACUACAACUACAAGGUUUGCAAGCAUGUUCAGCACACGAUGUUAUUCACGAGAACUGGUCCAUAUCCUUGGUGAAUUCACAAGUUUUACUGAAAGGUUCGGAAACUUCCGGUUAUGUGAUUAUAAGUGCUGCCAAAGCGGAAAUACUACAACGUGUUCACCGUCCCGUUUGGCGUGAUCGUUCCUUGGUAUCCAAGACCACAUGGAAAGGUUUGCUGGAAUGCAUGCAGUACUAUGCCACGGUCAGUGCCGGGGAACAUGAUUCACUCUUGGAAACGAAUAUUAUGUGGCUAACUGUGGAUAACAUUCAAGAUAAGGAUGAUGCUGUUAUAAACGAUUUGCCCGACAUUCCACAUUUGGUUGGUAGUGGUCGUAGUGUUGGUGGUGUGGUUAGCGAAACAGUCGGCGCUGCAUCAAAUGAAAAUUCCGGCGGAAAUCAGCCCAUACAAUUGCAGCGUAUUGUCUCCAGAUGUAAAUGUGAAUUUUUCUACGUAAGUUAUGGUGAUACGGUAGAUCCAAAUACCAUAACCGAUAUGCCUCCACCACCAUCCGAGGAGACAUUAUCGCCCUGGGAGAGACAAGAUGAUCCGAUGGAUGCCUUCACCCUGAUGCAUCAUGAUUUGGAUGUAUGCACCAAUUCACUGCAAUAUGCCAUGAUUUUGGAUAUUGUCAACAAUCUCUUACUGUAUGUGGAACCGCAACGUAAACAAGCCCUCGAAAAGUUGGCCCGAAUGCGUUUCCAAUUGCAGUUGCAUUCCACAGAAGAUCAAAAGCGACCAAUACAGCAGAAGCAAACCCUGAUACGAAGCCUUUUGAUGAAGAUACGUUCAUUGGAGAAAGACAUUCAUUUUAUCAGCCAGAGGGCUGAUGAAAGUGAUACCAGUGAAUGGAAAUUGGAAUAUGAACGCGUGCAAAGACUUAUCCGUGACAGCAAAGAGGAAUUGAAUACCCUAAGUGAAGAAUUGGAUAGCAUGCUGUUGUGCUACAAAGAAACCCAACUUUCCCAACUGAGUAAAAUCUCCAAUGUACGAUCCGACAAGACUGUGAAUAUUGUCAGAGCCAAUGAAAUAUGCUUUAAACGGGCCCAGUGGCGUCUAACCGAAACGGAUGGUCAAAUUGGUAUUGCUGACCUGGUGCUAAGUGGUUUCUUAUAUACGAAGAAAUCGAAAAGCGAUGAUUCUGUAGAACAUCUCUUGGAAUUGGGCAAUAUACGCAUGAACAAUUUGAUACCACGAGAGAUUUAUCGAGAAGUUUUAGUGCCCACCGAAAUACAAAAGGAUAUGCCGGUUGACACCCACAAACGUGUAUUGCGGGUAUUUUGUCGUGAAAAGCCACCUGUUGGUGGCAUAUCUGUUAAGGAGCAUUUUGAAAUUAACGUUGCCCCCAUAACCAUAGCAAUUACAAAGAAAUUCUAUUCUACCAUGUUGAAAUUUUGCUUCCCCGACAGAGAUGCUUCGGAAACGGAUGCCGUAGAUGAUUUGGAAGAACAUUCAUCCGGUUCCUCGUCGUCAUCAAAUGUCCAGGCGAAAUCUUCCAAAAAGCAAGGCAAAUCAAAGAAGUCAUCGAAAGAUUCCGAGUUUUAUGUCAAAAUCGAAAAGGAUGAUGUGGAAAAGAUGAAAGAACGGGCGGAGAAAAACAAACUAUUUAUCUAUAUUAAAAUUCCUGAGGUACCGGUGCGCGUUAGUUACAAAGGCAAUAAGGAGAAAAAUCUGGAAGAUAUUACCGAUUUCUCGUUGGUUAUACCCACGCUGGAAUAUCAUAAUGUGACAUGGACAUGGUUGGAUUUGUUAAUGGCCAUGAAAUCGGUUAGCCGUAAAGUUAUUGUCUCGCAGGCGAUUAAGCAAAAACUGCAAAUAAGCCGAAGAACGCCGACGACAAAUCAAAGUGAAUUUUCAUCACCACCCGAAGAAGAUAAAGCUGUCAUUUUAUUUGGAAAUCGUUUAGCGGGUGAAAAUCGCAGCCAACGCAAGGGCGUUUUCAAGUUCCCUUCAAGCAAUAAAUGA
This is a messenger RNA of Musca vetustissima, 6927 nucleotides long. It is a transcript of the gene hob, whose product is annotated as protein hobbit. The transcript has 11 exons. Lineage: Eukaryota; Metazoa; Arthropoda; Insecta; Diptera; Muscidae. The record is from RefSeq and is a predicted model, not a curated record. Bases 1 to 6927 code for a protein of 2308 amino acids.